AUGAACAGUGAUUUUGAUUCCGUCGUAUCUGGAUCUGAUGAUGCAGAGCAAUGUGUCUUUAUAGGAGAUUCGAAGUCUGACUCUGACUCAACGUAUUCAUCGCUGAAUUUUUCAGGAGAUCAUCCAACCAAAACCCUAACGGAAGUAUUGGCCUUAGAAUACCAGAGGAACAUGCUAAGGCUCUUCCAAUUAAGGCGGCAUGUAAACAAGGCCAUUUUGGAGGAUUUCAACCUUGAAUUUCAUCCUGAAGUCGUUAACUGCACUGAUAAACAUCUUUUGCCGGACAUGGUGUUUGAAAUUCUGAAACAAGCCAACGAUGAGUUCGUACGUAGAGAAUAUAGGUCAAAGUCUUCUGCGGGUCAGGUUUUCAACAAGAGUUCUCUAUUCUUUGUGGACGUCAAUUCUAUUGCCAAUUUGGAAAUCAAGUUUACUGUGAUUGACCACUUUAAUACAGAAGUGCAUACAUAUCUGGAUCGGCUGUUUGGGGCUAAGAUAACCAGGGACAGUCUAGCUGUUUUCAACCAAAAGAUUGAUGUUUUCAUCCAGCAUCAUACAAAACUCUUGAGUGCUUACGAAAUAGUCAUAUCCUCCGAUCAGAACAGAGGUCUUUACAUUCCCACAAUUCCCAAUCGUCACCCACCAAAACCUCCUGGACCGUUCAUUAUCAACGGGUCCCAGUCUCCAGGCCCUAACAGAACGCCCACCAAAGCAGCUGAUAAAUCACCUAACAAAUCGCCUAACAAAUCGCCUACCAAAUCACCCCAGGUUAGCUCAAAAUUCCAGUUUCUCAAACUGUCCAAACACUCGAGGACUAAUUCAGCUGAUCUCCACAUAUCCUCUCCCAUAAUGACGAGGGAACUACGAAACAAAUCUACACCCAAGAAAUCGACAAGCUACACUGCAUUAGGCGACACUUUAUAUCCAAAGUGCAUCAAUGAACUUUACAUCACAAUCCACACAUUGACUAAACAUUACGAAAUCCUCAGGGCAUUAUUCCCAGACUCAGACUUGGUCGUGUAUGGUGAAACCUCCGAGUAUCUUAAGUUCCAGCAAAUCAAAAUGUUGCUGCGUUUCACCUCACGAUGUCUCAUGAAGUUCAUAGUGACAGAUUUCGGAUUUCUACUGGCACAGUUCCUGGAAACUUUGGAUAGCUACAUAGCUACUUUAGUGGUUCCAGGUAGUAAUGUUUAA
Komagataella phaffii GS115 is the source of this 1191-nucleotide messenger RNA. RefSeq lists its product as hypothetical. Lineage: Eukaryota; Fungi; Ascomycota; Pichiomycetes; Pichiales; Pichiaceae. The record is from RefSeq and is a predicted model, not a curated record. The coding region runs from base 1 to 1191 and encodes 396 amino acids. The transcript has a single exon.